GGGCAAAAGUAACUAGAAUAUAACCUAGAAGUUCCGAAAAAUCGGAUUUAAACCCGAAAAUACAUGAUUUCCAGCGAAAAGGUGAACAAAUCCAGACGAUUGCAUGAAAAUCUGUUGGUCCUGAGUGGUUCAUAGGCGGAAACAUUGAUCGGCGAACUUAACCUCAAACGUCAUGACCACACUUUGUGUAACUACAGUAAUUAAGUCCUUUUUAAGGCCAAACUCGAAGCUACUUAGUUCAAAACCCACGUUUAUUUUUUCCAAAAACUUGCAAUACCGGGGUUUGAGUAACAGUUCGCGCCCCAAACCCAAGCAAAAGGAGGCCGCCAAGGGCAUAGGCCCCAUCUCAUGGCGCAACUUAGCAAUAACGGGGGUUCUAGGGGGCGGUUUACUUGCAUUUAUGUACUACCUUAAGAAAGAGAAAGAGGAUGCAUUAAUGAGGGAGAGGAAACGAAUGCUGGGUAAGGCCAAAAUUGGGGGCUACUUCGAACUAGUGGACUCUGAGGGUAAGACGCGCAAAAGCGACGAUUUUCUGGGGCAGUGGAUGUUAAUCUACUUUGGUUUCACACACUGUCCUGAUAUUUGCCCCGACGAGUUGGAAAAAAUGGCGGCUGUAAUUAACGACUUAGAUUCCACAAAGGAUGUGCCGCGAGUCCAACCGAUAUUUAUUUCGGUUGACCCCCAAAGAGACUCUCCUGCCGUGGUCGGCAAGUACUGUGCGGAGUUCAGCCCCCGACUUUUGGGACUCACGGGGACAGUGGAACAGGUGGCAAGGGCGUGCAAGGCCUACCGUGUUUACUUCAGUGCGGGCCCCAAAGACAAAGACAGUGACUAUAUUGUCGACCACACGAUUAUAAUGUAUCUGGUGGACCCUGACGGCCAAUUCGUGGACUACUACGGGCAGAACAAGAGCGCAAUAGAAAUUGCGGCCUCCAUCAAAGUGAAUAUGUUAAAAUAUGCACAAAUGAAUGUUAAAAGCUGGUUCUAAUGUCACCUUAUAGAGGAUUUCCUCUGAACUUGUAUUACGAUUUUUAGCGCAAACAAAUUAUAGAUUUAGAACGA
Molecule: messenger RNA, 1062 nt
Organism: Tribolium castaneum (red flour beetle)
Lineage: Eukaryota; Metazoa; Arthropoda; Insecta; Coleoptera; Tenebrionidae
Gene: Scox
Product: protein SCO1 homolog, mitochondrial
Exons: 5
Coding region: 173-988 (271 amino acids)
Biological process (GO): intracellular copper ion homeostasis; mitochondrial respiratory chain complex IV assembly
Cellular component (GO): mitochondrial inner membrane
Molecular function (GO): copper ion binding; copper chaperone activity
Source: RefSeq, a predicted model, not a curated record